This is a messenger RNA of Python bivittatus (Burmese python), 2852 nucleotides long. Lineage: Eukaryota; Metazoa; Chordata; Lepidosauria; Squamata; Pythonidae. The record is from RefSeq and is a predicted model, not a curated record.
GAUCUGGCUCUAUUGAUUUGUCUGUUGAUCUCACUGGGUGGGUGGAUCAGUCUCCUGAACGCCUGGUUUAAUUCCAUCAGUUGAGCAUCUCUGUCAGAUUUAGUCAUGGAUGAAUCCGAAGAGAAGCGUUUUGAAGAAGAUACAGUAUAAAAAGCUACAUCUCAUGAGGAAGUCAACUCAUUUUGGAUAGCUCUGUAGACCAAGUCAGAAGAAACUGUCCCUCAGCAGCAGCAGCAGCAGCAGCAGCAGUCCUUAGAGUUGGAAGGUGCUGAGUCUGCUCUUUGGCUACAGUGCCUGAGCUCACCUCUCUCCAGAGAGAGUUUCAUGUCUCAUUGGAACAGCUGGUAGUAUCUGUGGGAGGAAAAAUCCCUCUCCCAUCCCAAGACAUCAAGAAACUUCCAAGACCUGUAAGUCUUCAAAGGGGGAUCAUCCAACGUAGCAUUCCAUCCCUUGGAGGACCAAGAAGUGACCCUCCGGCUCGCUCCCCAUCCAGCCGGUGCUAUGUACUCCCUGGUCUUCCUCUGUGCUCAGAAGGUUGUCUCCCACUACACUACCCUGCAAGAUGCCCUGGAUUUCCUCCCGAAGGAGCUCUAUCCUGUCCUGUUCAAGGCUGCCUUCAUGGACAAGAGAACGCCCUCACUCCAGCAGUUAGUGCAGACCUGGCCAUUCCCAGUCCUCAGUUUCCAGAAACUCCUGCGGAAAUGUCAGCAUUGUGAACGGGCCCUGAUCCGGGAGAAACCAAACAAGUUGUGCAUUCAGGCCAUUAUUUUGGGCGUAGUGACAUAUCUCAUUAAGAUGCUGGAGGAUCGAACCUGUAGUAAGAGGCCAUCCCAUUUUCAAAAAAGUGUCCAGAUUUCUGUGCAUCAUAUCUAUCCUGCUGGUGCCAUAGAGCAGAAAAUCCAGCUGUCCAAAGGGCGCAGUUCAAGAAGAAUCCUGCCAGAAUCUAAGAACAUGCAGUUCAAGGGGCAGUACUUACAGAUCCUUGAUAUGACCGGCCUCCAGGAUGAAGGGCAGGGCCCGGAGAGCAUGAGCCUGUGGUCCAGGACGGUCACGCUGGCCAAGGCUUGCCUGGACGUCUCCAAGCAGCAAAGCAAGUGCCUGAAGCGGUCCUCCAAGAGGAGGAAGGGCCCAUACAGCAGCUCAGUGGCCUUGCCAGCACCUCAGCCUGUUUCUGUGGACGUUUGGGUGGACCUUUUUGUGAACAGCACUUCCUACGUGGUCCUGAAGGAUGCCCUGCAGAUCAACAGCAGCAACGCGCUGCGGCUGCGGUGUCGGGACUUCCGGGCAGAGGAGCUCUCCAUUGCCAGCACCGUGGGACUCUUGGAGUUCCUGGACCCAGCUGGGGUCCGGCAGGUGGACCUGAGGUUCAACAACCUUGGGCUCUCUGGCCUGAGAGUGGUCCUCCCGCACUUGACUAAGUUCACCAACCUGGCGAGCCUGAAGCUGCCCUACAGCAACAUUGAUGUCCGGCGUCUAACAGUGGGCAUGGAAGGCAACCUGCAGUACUUUGCCACCCAGCUCAGCCGUCUCAGCUGCCUCAAAGAGCUGAACCUGGGCUCCUCCAGGCUUUCGGGCAAACUACGGCAACUCCUAGGGGACUUGCAAAGCCCCUUGGAGAGCCUGGAGCUGGCCUUUUGCUACCUGCUGCCCAAUGACUUUGCCUACCUUUCCCAAAGCCUCCACACCUCGGCCCUGAAGAAGCUAGACCUCAGUGGGAACAACCUGUCCGACAGCCUUCUCCAGCCUUUCCAGGGUCUGCUGACUGAGGCGGCCUCAACCUUGCUCCACCUGGACAUCAUGGAGUGCCGCCUGAUGGAUACCCACCUGAAUCUGCUCCUCCCCGCACUCUGCCGCUGCACCCGGCUUCGCUACCUGGGCGUGUUUGGCAACCCCAUCUCAGCCAAGGGGGUGAAGAACCUGCUCCAUAAGACUGUGGGCCUCUUGGACUUGCAGCUCGUCAUCUACCCCUACCCUGUGGACUGCUACGGAGACGACUUGCCCUGGCCCCCCACCUCUUCCAACUUGCUCAAUGGCUCGGUGGAUGAGGAGAAGUUCUCCCGGGUCAGCAACGAACUGCAGCAGAUGCUGCUGAGUGCAAACCGGGGAGACGCCAUCUGGACCACAAACCUUUGCCGCCACAACAGUCUUGACUAUUUCAGUUUAUAGCCCUGCUGGGGUCAGUACUCUUCUGCCCACAAAUCUGGAAUAGGCCACCCCUCUGUCUCCCCCCUUGUCAGUGAUCUGAACCAGCCUGGCAGUCAUUGUGCUUCUAAGCCAGAAGCUGUGCCUGAGGUAACCCUGCAGGCAGCCCAUUCAGAGCCUGCGGGUGCUUUCCUGGGGCACGACAGAAUAGCCACCUCCGGACAACCAUUGCCCAGAGUGCUCUCAGCCAGUUGUGCUGGACCCUAAAGGAGCAGGUGAACAGGAGUUGCGUUGCAGGAAUGGGGAAGCACAGCUGGGAGAGAGGGGGAGCCUUUGCUCUCUUUUUAUCCCUGCUGAAGGUGGAUGCCAGCACUGAAGGCCAGGUCCAAGAAGCCCUCUUUUUCUUUUUGAUUGAAGACCAUUUCCAGUGCAUGUAGCAAUAGCUAGGGAGGGGGGUCUUUUUCUGGUUGUUGUUUUUUUUUUUACUUCUAUUUUGUAACAUCAGAGUGUAGCAUUGUGUUGCUGUGGGGUCUGAGAUGAGGGUGCAGUUGGGUGCUUUUCACCUGUAACAUUUGCCCUCUCUCAUUGAUGGAUGGGAUGGGAGCAGGCAGGUUGUGGAUCCUGAAUUUAGAGGGACACCUGAUUUUAUUAAGGGCGGCGGGGGGGGGGAGAUUACCCAGUGAACUUUUAUCUUGAAAUAAAAGAUGAUG